CUCCAUUCUUGUCUUGUCGCUACUGUCAGCAUGGAGUCCUUGAGCGAUGAGAUUUGGGAUGUGGUCAUUGCAGGGACCAGUAUCCCUCAGUCUCUUCUAGCAUUUGUGCGUUGAUAGGUCGCUCUCUCGCUCCGGCAAGAAAGUCCUUCAUGUCGAUCGCCAUACAUAUUACGGAGGUCGUGAUGCCUCUCUGAGCCUUCAAGAGGCGGAAACGUGGAUGGAAGAUCUGGACAAGUUUCCAAACAGUGUCUUUAAUAAUGCCUCCAUCUCAAGACCAAUCUCUGAAAGCGCAGAGUCAUCAGCUCUGAAAUCUUCUCGGUCAUAUACCCUGAGCCUGAAUCCCCAGAUUGUCUACGCCCAGUCCAAGAUACUCCCAUCCCUAGUUUCUUCACGGAUACAUACGCAGUUGGAAUUCCUUGCCGUGGGAUCAUGGUGGGUGCAUCGAGCUGGGUCUCUGCACAAGAUCCCAAGUACGCGAGAGGAUGUCUUCAAUGACGAGUCUCUGUCCAUGAAGGAUAAACGCGGCUUGAUGAAAUUCUUACGCUUUGUGCUACAGGAGGAAGAGGGCGAAUCCAACAUCAUGUCUGAAGAUGACAAGAAUUUGACUCUUCAAUCUGCACUAAAUACCAAGUUCAAAGUCCCGGCAACUCUGCAAGCCCCGUUGCUGGCUCUCGCCCUUUCGCCGGUACCUGCGAGCCACAUACCUUUCAACCUUGCUGUGUCAAGGAUCAGAAAGCACAUGAGAUCGAUGGGCUAUUUCGGCCCUGGCUUCGGUGCCGUCAUCGCAAAAUAUGGCGGGAAUUCGGAAAUUUCACAAGUGGCCUGUAGAGCUGGAGCUGUCGGUGGCGGCGUGUAUCUCUUGGGACACGACUUAACCUCACUGGCCGUCGGGGAACCCGACACUUCUGGCGAUGUUUUGUUAGAAGGCACUCUUUCGAACUCAACGAAAAUCAAGGCUCGAUUUGUUGCUGGAUCAUGCGAAACCCUUCCGUCCUUUGCAAGGAGCACACAAUCAACCGAGCCGACUGAGAAGACCUUCAGGUCGAUCAAUAUUGUCAACAACUCUUUUCGAAACCUUUUCCCGCAAACCUCGGACAACGGACCGCUUCCUGCUGCUGCCAUUGUACUGGUAGAUGAUGGUGACCAACUAGGGGUAGGCUCCGAAAAGAGCCCGGUCUAUCUUCAGAUUCACUCUGAAGAUACAGGAGAAUGUCCACCAGGCCAAUGCAUAGUUUACGCAUCAGUGCGCGUUGAAGGGGAUGAGACUUUCUCAAAACGCCGACUCGAAUCAGCUAUUCAGUCGUUGCUCGACACAGAAGACGCGUCAGGAACCCUCUUGUGGACCCUGUCGUAUGUGCUUUCCGGAUUGGCCACCACUUCAGACCAGGCACCUUCUUUGCUAAGACCCUCGUCUUCAGUUAUGAUCUUUCCGCCCGAUAGCCAAGACAUUGCAUUUUCCGACAAUGUCCUUGAUGUCGUGAAGGGCGCUUGGCAGUCGGUUGAGGGACCGCAAGCCGAUGACGCCUCAUUCUUGCGCUUCGAAGAGCGAGAGAAUGAAGAUGAAGAGUAGACUACUAGCAUGCUUGACUGCAUCGGUAGCAGAUGUCAGUGCAAUGCAUCCAAGCCUUUAUAUUCUCGCUCCGGAACUCCACUCCUGAACCCCACUCCUGGUCUUGGACCGUUUCAGCGUUCAGGUUGAUGGUCUGGUAGUUCACCUCUACAUUGGGCAGCUACAUAAUGUGUCAAGAUCUAUCGCUGCUUGACGACACUACUUUUCAUUGCCGUGUCGACACUGCCAAUCUAUGCCGAAGGCCGACGCCAGAGCUGCCCGGUUCCAAACGUGGCAGAUUGGCUUCUGCUGCAGGCGGAGACAUACCUAUGCCGCGUAACGAGACCAAAGGACUCAUCGACUUUGUCAGGAUACUGCUGCUUAUGAGGAAUCUACUCAAAGUGUCACGGCGUCGACAGCCAGGCCACGCCGUUCCCGUAGGAGAAUAUGCCGACUCCAUGAUAUCAUUUUCGGCGGCAUACCUUGAACGAGAUAGGGAGCAAUGUCGAACAUUCACUUCGUUGGCAUCAUGCCAAUUGCUAAUACAGUAGAGCCCGCGUGGCAAUUUUCUUCUGCGCUAAUGAUUCCUGCCAUGAGCUACAUAGUUACAGAUGAAGCAGGGCGUCAGUCAAUGAAGUUUUGUUCUGUGAAGGGUCCGUAAUUGGAGGAUGUUCUUUUACUUCACUACCACCUGUUUCCGCCCAGUGGUCAGAUGAAAGCUUGCACAAUGAAUAGAACUGCCUAGAUAU
Exophiala oligosperma is the source of this 2298-nucleotide messenger RNA. RefSeq lists its product as hypothetical. Gene Ontology annotation, biological process: vesicle-mediated transport; protein geranylgeranylation; small GTPase-mediated signal transduction. NCBI's taxonomy places the organism in Eukaryota, Fungi, Ascomycota, Eurotiomycetes, Chaetothyriales, Herpotrichiellaceae. Gene Ontology annotation, cellular component: cytosol; Rab-protein geranylgeranyltransferase complex; nucleus. The coding region runs from base 218 to 1570 and encodes 450 amino acids. The transcript has 4 exons. The record is from RefSeq and is a predicted model, not a curated record. Gene Ontology annotation, molecular function: GDP-dissociation inhibitor activity.